Molecule: messenger RNA, 1720 nt
Organism: Lolium rigidum
Lineage: Eukaryota; Viridiplantae; Streptophyta; Magnoliopsida; Poales; Poaceae
Product: putative FBD-associated F-box protein At5g44940
Exons: 3
Coding region: 1-1656 (551 amino acids)
Molecular function (GO): protein binding
Source: RefSeq, a predicted model, not a curated record
AUGGAGGAGGCGGCGGCGGCGGCCUCGGCUGCUGCUGCGGCAGCCAAGGACGCGGCCUUGUCCGCUUCGGUCGCGGCGGCGGCUGCUGCGAAGGACGCGGCGGUGGCUGCGGCGACUGCCAAGGAGGCGACGGCUGCUGCGAAAGACGCGGCUGUGGCCGCGUCGGCUGCUGCGUUGAAUGCCGAGAAGGCGGCUGCGACGGCUUCGGCUGCAGCGUUGAACGCGAAGGAGGCAGCGGCUGUGGCGGUGUCUGCAGGGGAGGCGGCGGCCGCGGCGGCGACCACUGCGGCGGCAGCAAUGCAAGCUUCCAAGAAGCGUAAGUUCAAUCUUAUCGAAGACGACCAAGAUACACCAGUGAGUGAAGACGUCGACGAUGGGGAGACUGGAAACAUCGACGAUGGGGAGACUGGAAACGUCGACGAUGGGGGGAGUGUCGAUCUCAUCAGCCGCCUCCCCGAGGCCGUCCUCUGCCGCAUCGUCUCUCUUCUCCCCACCAAGGAAGCUGCGCGCACGCAGGCCAUCUCGCGCCGGUGGCAUCCGCUGUGGCGCUCCGCUCCUCUCAACCUGGUGGCGGACUUCGAUUCCAAGAGCGAGGGCACCAUCGACUUGAUUUCAAAGAUACUCUCCGAGCAUCCCGGCCCCGCGCGACGCUUCUCAUUCAGCCUCUGUAUUAGCGAUUGUUCCGACAAGAUCGAAGGGUGGCUUAGUUCCCAAGCCCUGAACAACCUACAGGAAUUGGAGCUCACCUACUAUCGCUUGUUCGACGACAGGGAGAAGUUGUACCCGUUGCCAUUGUCCGUGUACCGCUUUGCGCCCACACUCCGCGUGGCCAAAUUCCAAGGCUGCCAUUUCCCCAACCUGAUUGUGACUCUGUCCCUCAAGUUUCCGUGCCUCAAUCAGCUAACCAUGGAGACCGUCACCAUCUCGGAGGAUGCUCUCCAGAGCUUUUUCUCUGGCUGCCCUGCCUUGGAAAGCCUUGAGCUGAAGAAAAAAUUCGGCAUUGGUCGCCUCUGCAUCAGCUCCCAAAGCCUAAAGAGUUUAGGCUUUUCCUCUGGCUGGAGGAACGAGGGUCUCCUUUUACAAGAGUUGGUCAUCGAGGACGCACCGUGCCUUGAGAGACUGCUACCACUUGAUCCGCAGAAAUUGAUUGAUGUUGGCUUGACAACCAAAAUACACAGCAUGAGGGUUUUGGUUCUUGACUCUGUUGGCCCUAAUCUGGAUGUGGUGGUUAACUUCCUCAAGUGUUUUCCUUGCUUGGAGAGGCUGUAUGUCAUGCUCCAGCCAGGGAUGAUUAUGAAUAAUGUCAGGAAGUAUGACCCACUGGACCCAGUUGAAUGCCUUGAGCUCCAUCUCAAAAAAGUAGUGUUGAAGAAUUAUGACGGCACCAAGAGUCCAUCUAUUGACUUUGCCAAGUUUUUUGUUUUGAAUGCGAAAGUGCUAAAGGAAAUGAAAAUCACACUACCUUACCACCGCCAGUACAAAUGGUUUGCUAAUCAACAUGAGCUGCUACGAAUCAAAGAUAGAGCUUCUCAAGAUGCUCGAAUUGAACUGAAAUGUGGUACUAAGGAUUAUUUCACACAUAACAAGCAUACCCAUGAUUUGCCAAUGGCUGAUCCCUUUGACAUGCCCUCCAGCAGAUGCUCCAAGUGUAGUUGAUGCCCGCUUUGAAGAUUGCCUUGUCUUCUGUUCUAUGUCGCUGCUUUUGCUUGUCGCCUUUUGU